AUGGGUGGUCCGGAGCACACUGUUAACGAACUUGCUCGUAUUCUCGAUGAGGAAACUUUCAUUCAUGUUAGGGGCACUCCUGCGACAGGAAAAACGAUCCUCGCACGUCUCCUCGAAACCUUCUACCGAAAGAAGAAUGUCCCUGUAAUCGCGCUCUACGCCUGGCCAGCUGGUCGGUCGUACAAGGAUAUUUUGAUGGACGCUGCUCGGGAAGAAGGAUACUCGCAGUUCGAUCAUCCCUUUCUACGAGACGGUAAGUAUGUGCUGAUUAUCGACGAGGGCCAAUUGACCUAUCAUGAUCAAGUUUUGUGGUUAGAAUUGAUCAAGUUCCAGAGCCAUAGCCACAGAACUGGGGGGCCUCGAAUUUGCAUGUUCACUUGUUAUGGAUCCCCAACGGAAGGGUCAGAAUUGAUAAACAUAGCAGGAAGCCCACUGGCCUCCCUGAGCUCUAGACAACGUGUUUCAAUAACCCCAUCUCACAUCGAGUUUUCACCAUCGAUUGGGCUUUUUUAUGACGCUGAAGAAUUCUCCGACAUUGUUUCUCGAUUCUGCGGGCAAGCACAUCAGAGCACUGAACUCAGACUAGACAGCACUGCGCAGAGAUAUAUUUUUGAGCUUACCAGUGGUCAUCCGGGCGCAGUUGACGCCAUGCUCCGAAUGUUGCUGUAUUUCUACCACAGUGACCUAAAACACAAAGGGCUGACAAUCACCGAUGAACACGUCAUCAAAGUUCUCGACAAUGAAGACAAAGCAUUCAAAUUACUCAUGUCAGAAAAUGUUAACCGUUCGUUCCCCCGGAAAAAUGUUACUAAAGAAGCAGCUGAAAUCCUCCGUAAGGCUUUAUCUGACGGAAGCGUGCCGAAAGAUCUUGACAAUCCCGGUGUCAAGCAGUGCUACGAAAAUGGCUGGCUGCACUCAGAGCCCAAAGAUUUCUUUACAAAUGAAAUUCUUUGCGUAUUUCCAACGCGCCUACACGCUAAAUUUGUGGAAUAUUUCUGGACAAACAAAACACAAGAUUUCCCGAUCGAGAGGUUCCCUGAUAUCGCCUGUUUGGCUCGAGAGGUUCUGGCCAACUUUUCACCGAGAAACAUCUCUGGUGCUAUCCGAAUGGGGUGCGCUGCAAUGACUCGCCCAUACGAAGCUUCGUACCAAGACGAGUUCUACCGGGCAAGCCAUCAAGUUCUUGGGUAUGCAAUGAACGUCACAAGCGAGUGGUCUCCAGGAGGGCGCGGGCGAAUAGAUUUUCGAUUUGCUCAGGUAGGGUGGGGAGUAGAGCUCAUCAGAGAAGGAGAUCGCCUGAAAGGACAUUGUUCGAGAUUUGCUCCGGGUGGCUCGUACGCCCCGUGGAUUUCCGCUGGCCUGUUAACCCAAUGGUUGAUUAUUGAUUGCAGGACAAGCUGGCCAGAACCGCUUGAUCCCCCCGAGCCAAACUUUUGGCGGGCAGUUUUUUCAGAAGAUUUUAGCUCUGUCCAAAUUCUGGAUUCAUCGAAUUCCCCUAUUGGAGCCUCUAUCCCCCUAAUGUCAUGA
Molecule: messenger RNA, 1527 nt
Organism: Penicillium taxi
Lineage: Eukaryota; Fungi; Ascomycota; Eurotiomycetes; Eurotiales; Aspergillaceae
Exons: 2
Coding region: 1-1527 (508 amino acids)
Source: RefSeq, a predicted model, not a curated record